Mauremys reevesii (Reeves's turtle) is the source of this 2558-nucleotide messenger RNA. RefSeq names its product zinc finger protein 660-like. Gene Ontology annotation, molecular function: DNA-binding transcription repressor activity, RNA polymerase II-specific. The transcript is spliced from 5 exons. Bases 324 to 1946 code for a protein of 540 amino acids. Lineage: Eukaryota; Metazoa; Chordata; Testudines; Geoemydidae. Gene Ontology annotation, biological process: negative regulation of transcription by RNA polymerase II. The record is from RefSeq and is a predicted model, not a curated record.
GGCUCCUGGUGUGAUGCUGUGUUGCUAAGAGAAUCAGUAUAAUCCUUGGAGGUAGAAGCAGGGAAAUACUGAGUAGGAGUAGACAGGUGGUAUUGUCUGGAUAUAGGGCAUCAGGGAGACCAUUACUGGACACACUGUCCACUUCUUGUGUUCUCACUUCAACAAGGAUGUUGAAAACCUUAAAAUGACAAAGAAAAGAACCACCAGAAUUAUUCAAGGUCUGGAAAACCUGCCUCAGGGCGAAAGACUUACAGAGAUCCAUCGGUUCGUUUUAUUCAAGUGAAGGUUAGGGGGUGACUUGAUCCUGGUUUAUAAGUACCUACAUGGGGAGAUUCAUGUGGGUUCUUUAUCCCAGCAGAAAAACGCCUCUUGCAUUGAAUUACUCCCCAGGAAGAGGAGGGAGGGGAAAGGGCCCUCGUCUGGUACCACUAACUGUGGCCACCAGAGGGCCCUGGCUAUUGUCACUUGCUGACUAUGGACAGUUCUUCCAGUGGGUGUUUCCCUGUCUGAGGAUACCGGGUUUGAGCUUCCUGGGUCAGAGGCUGCUGCUGCCUCCAUUGCUGCAGAACCACGUCAGCGCUUGGCUCCAGAUCGCCCCGUGUGCCGGGGAACGGGAAAGGGACAUGGCUGCAGCGGAUCAUGCUCAGGGGUCGGUUACCUUCGAGGAGAUGGCUGUGUAUUUCCCUGAGGGGCAGUGGGCUCUGCUGGAUCCACGUCACAGAGUUCUUUACAGGAACCUCCUGGGGUUUCCUGUUCCCAAGCCCAGUGAGAUCUCCCGGCUGGACCGAGGGGAAGAGCCAUGGGGCCCAGAUCUCCAGGGCUGUGAAGAAAGGGGUAUCCUGAGAAGCAGCCACACAGCAGGAGACGGGAUGGGCAGUGAGAGUGAGGAGGAGAACUCUCAGCUGGAAGGUCCUGAGCUAGUGCAACCACACAGGAGGAUGUCAGGAAGAGCUGAAGGGAACAUUUCCCAGAGCCCUGAGCAGGGAGAAGCCUGGGAGAGUCAGCACAGACUGCAAAGGCAGCCAGGAACCCAGCCAGGGAAAGGAUUGGAUAAAUCAUGUCACAGGCCCGUGGACACCACCCACCAGAGAAUCCCCAAUGAAGAGAGACCGACCAUCUGUGAGGAAUGUGGCAGAAGCUUCAGUCGCAGCUCAAACCUGAUUGUCCAUCAGAGACUCCACGCCGGAGAGAAACCCUAUAAAUGUCUGGACUGUGGGAAAAGCUUCAGCCGGAGCUCCCACCUGAUCACCCAUCAGAGACUGCACACAGGAGAGAAGCCCUACAAGUGCUCCAACUGCGGGAAAAGCUUCAGUGACAGCUCCACCCUCAUCACCCACCAGAGACUCCACACCGGAGAGAAACCCUACAAAUGCCCUGACUGUGGGAAAGGCUUCAACCAGAGCUCCAACCUCACUUCCCACCAGAGAACUCACACAGGGGAGAGACCCUACAAGUGCCCUGAGUGCGGGAAAAGCUUCAGUGUCAGCUCCUACCUCAUCAGGCACCAGAAAAUUCACACGGGAGAGAGACCCUACAAAUGCGAGGAAUGUGAGAAGAGCUUCAGUCAGAGCUCCAGUCUUAUCAACCACCAGCGAGUGCACACUGGAGAGAAACCCUAUAAGUGCAUUGAUUGUAACAAAUGGUUCAGGAACAGCUCAGACCUGAUUAGACACCAGAGAACCCACACAGGAGAGAGACCAUAUCGGUGCCCAGACUGCGGGAAAAGCUUCAAUCGCAGCUCGAACCUCAUGACACACCAGAGGAUCCACACGGGAGAGAAGCCCUAUGAAUGCCCCGAGUGCAGGAAGAGCUUCACUGUGAGCUCAGCCCUGAUCAAACACCAGAGGACUCACCGGGAGGAGAAGCCUUACGACUGCCCUGAUUGCGGGAAAAGCUUCAUUCGCUGCUCCAAUUUUCUUACGCAUCGGAGAAUCCACACAGGGUAGAAACCGGCAUCCCCUGAUAUCCCUGCCCCCACCCCAUGCCAGCUCAGAAGGAGCCGCUUUGAGCCAGGGUCAGCCUGGCUGGCAGACUCCAGGGAGCUGCUGCUCAGUGGGGUCUGGGAAUCUGGUUUUGGGGCACAGAGGACUGGGGCAGAUGGUUAUUUCUAGGAAGGGAGGGAUUGUUUUGUUUUGGAUUUCAAACACUUUUAUAAACACAGUCCCACUCAUGCAGCCUCAGCAGGUGGCACCAUGCCAGGCAGCUUUACCCUGCCUGUCCUUGUGGUGAGGAGGAUGCCUAGAAAGCAGUGGUUACGCUAAUAAACAUGUCUAUGGGCUCUAUCGAUGUUAUGUUCGUACAAUGUGCCUGGGGAGGUUACACAAAUCAAACUGGCCGUGGAAAAGCAGACUCAUACUCAGAGAUUCAUUACGUUUGAAAGACUGUGCUGAAUUAAUGGCAUUUGAAGUACGCAUUUGGAUUCAGACGCCCCCAGGAAAGUUUAUCUAUGCACUGGUUUCACCUGAUAAGUAACAAAGAAUUCAAACAUAUGUCUGCUCUGGCCCAGCAACAGCUCGGUCAUUCUAGGUGUCGGGAAGUGUGUUCCUGAGUUCAUGAUG